This is a messenger RNA of Onychostoma macrolepis, 8344 nucleotides long. RefSeq names its product myocardin related transcription factor Bb (gene mrtfbb). Gene Ontology annotation, biological process: smooth muscle cell differentiation. The coding region runs from base 492 to 3317 and encodes 941 amino acids. NCBI's taxonomy places the organism in Eukaryota, Metazoa, Chordata, Actinopteri, Cypriniformes, Cyprinidae. The transcript has 18 exons. The record is from RefSeq and is a predicted model, not a curated record.
CACAAUAAGAGCGGCCAUCUUUACCCACAGCAACAACUGCUACUCCAGCAAAGAAAGAAAAUAAAUGCCCUGUCGGAAUUGUAUUGUAUUCUGGAUGUGUCAUCAAAGGGAACGCGUUUAAAUUGGAAGCCAAACAAGCGGCACCAUGACCUAGUGAUCUUCAUAAGGAGCAUUCAUUUCACAAAGCAACCUUCUCUUUUGACAGAAAAGUGAAGCGAAACCAAUUUUUUGGUUUUGACUGAAGUCCCAUUCGUUUACAUGGAGAGGGCGGGGUUUAUGACCUGUACUGCAGCCAGCCACCAGGGGGCGAUCAAUGAGCUCGCAGCUUUUAAGGACAAGUGAGACACACCCACAUCAGACGCAGAACAAACAACACCCCCUGCAAAGUGUGUCUGUUGCUAGCAAAGAGUGUAGUCCGAGAUUCCCGCCAGUCGUCUGUACCGCUGUGGUAGUUUCCAGGGAGAGACCCUCGCCUCUCCCCCUGAGGAGAUAUGGAGCCCCAGGAGAGUCUGGGAGUGGAGGGCGACUCGGGCGCACUGGGGGCUCUGGUGCCGAGCCCACGGAGCGAAGCGGUGACCCAUGACCUGGAGGAAUUGUCUCUGCAGCCCACUCAGAGCCUUCCACCCAUUAAAGAGCGCAAGAACGUGCUUCAGUUAAGACUACAGCAGAGGCGCACACGCGAGCAGCUCGCAGACCAGGGCAUCAUGCCACCGCUGAAGACACCUGCAGCUUUUCACGGGCAGGUUAGAAGUCUGGAGAGGGCAAGGACUGAGAAUUUCCUGAAGCAUAAAAUCCGCAGCAGACCUGACCGCGCUGAACUUGUGCGUAUGCACAUUUUACAAGAAACCCACGCAGAGCCUUCUUUGCAAGCCACUCAGUUGAGACUAAAGAGAGCGCGUCUAGCAGAUGACCUCAAUGAGAAGAUUGCACAGAGGCCCGGACCAAUGGAACUGGUGGAGAAGAACAUUCUGCCUGUUGACGUUGCAGCUGGAGAACUGGAUGUUUAUAACUUCAAUGAGGACAGCAGUGAAGCUCUGUCUCCAGAGCAGCCAGCUAGCCAUGAGUCUCAAGGCUCUGCAUCUUCUCCUGUUGAAGCCAGACUGCCCGAACCAUCCUCUGUUUCGCCUCCAACUGGCUCCAAACUCCAGAGUUUAGACUUCCUGAACAGAACAUCAGUAGAAGAUGGCAGAGUAAUGACUUCCACUCUGACAGUCACUGCUGCUGCUCCCACAAAGCCUGGACCCACCCUCGUGAAGCAAAGUCAGCCCAAACAUUCCAGUGACAAGAGCCGAAGCAAGAAGAAUAAAGAACCCAAACCACGAAUUAAGAAGCUCAAGUAUCACCAGUACAUCCCACCUGACCAGAAGCAGGAACCUAAUGAAGCCCCGAUGGACUCGGCAUAUGCCAAGCUGCUUCAGCAACAGCAGCAGUUCCUGCAGCUCCAGAUUCUCAGUCAACAGCAACAGCAUUACAAUUACCAGGCCAUAUUACCAGCACCACUCAAGCCAGCAGCUGAGAGUCAGAACAGCUGCCCCAACAUCACAUUGAGCACCAGCCCAAAUCUUCCCGCUCCCAUUGUGGUAUCUCUGCCCAAUGCGGCUCCUUCACGUCCCAACAAUACGGUGACCGGUCGUAAAACCGGGUCUCUGCCUACCAACCUAGAUGAGAUGAAGGUGGCUGAGCUUAAGAUGGAGUUGAAAUUGCGAGGACUUCCUGUAUCCGGCACCAAAACAGAUCUCAUAGAAAGGCUUAAGGCCCACCAGGAGAGCUCUCAAUCUGCUACAACCAUGGAUACAAACAUCUCCAAAGCUUCUCUGCAGCCUGACAGCAUGAGCACAACUCCACCCGUUUCUCCUGAGGCCUCCAACAUGAGUAUGGAGGACAGCAGAGACAGUCCCAUCAAAGCUCUAUUUACAUUGUCUCCAGCCCGUCCACCAACAGGCACCUCACCCCUCAAACUCGCACCUGAAGACAUGACCAUGGACAUCAAGGUGUCCGAAAAAGACCAGCGCCUUCACGAGAAGGAGCGCCAGAUUGAGGAACUCAUGCGUAAGCUGGAGCAGGAGCAGCGGCUGGUGGAGGAGCUAAAGAUGCAGCUGGAGGUGGAGAAGAGGAGUCAGCAGGGCGGAGGGCAGCACCCUGAACCCAAUCCAUCAGUCCAGGUUAAAGAGGAGAACGGAGCCUCCAUGAGCUGCAAGUCCAAGCAGAGUCCCCUGCGGCAAACUACAGGUGUGAAACAGGAAGAGCCACAUGCCCAGCGGCACCACACCCCAGUCCAGCAGUUCUAUAUCAACACCCAGCAAGUCCCCCAAGUGCUGCAUCAGCAGACCCUGAUCAACACUCAGCCAGCUGCACAAAUCCUGCUGCCCAUCAGCCUGCCCAACAAUCCCAUCAACACACAGGCGCAGACAGUUCUCCAACCAACAAUGCCCAGUUUGGCUCAAAGCAUCAUACAAACACCACUUCUGCAAACACAGACGUCCAACAAUACAAUGUUACAACAGCAUUCAAAUCAGACGCCAUCUCCACCUCAAGCUUUACCCCUGUGUGGAAGCUCUUCUUCUGGGUUUGAGUACAGGCAGAACCAGAGCCAACCCAUGGCAGACGUGCCCCAGUGCUUCCUCAACUCGCCCAGACACACAAAUGGACCUACAAACAAACCUUCCUCGCCCUGUCAGCUCAACUAUAUCCUUCAGCCAACGACGUUUCCCAAUCACCGCAGCCCAAAGAGCAAAGACCCACCCCGUUAUGAGGAGGCCGUCAAACAGACCAGAGGUCUACAAGCCACAAUGCAGGUUCCUACUGCUACCAGUCAGCACAUGGACGAUUUGUUUGAUGUUUUGAUCGAGAGUGGAGAAAUAUCCCCUUUAUCCAGGCAGGAUCCUUCUCUGGAUAAACUUCUUCCAGUGACGGCAAACAUCACCACCCUGCCCAUCAACACAGUGCUGUCUCGUCCUCCCCCGCAGAUACACGUUGCCCUCACGCCCAACCAAAUCCAAGCGCCUCCACCCAAAAUGGUAGCCCUGGCCUCUGAUAACCAGUUGGAGGCCCUGCUGGAGGACGCUGAGCCACGGACCCUGAGACUGAUGGAGGAGCUUAAAAACCAGCUGCUGGAGCGGCCCCACUCCCCAAUGGACACUUCAGAUCUGACCUUCACUGACACGCCACCUUCUGCCCUCCCUCUGCAAGACGCAGGCCUCGACAACAUGGAGUGGUUGGACCUUACGAUUCCAGGUCCUGCUGGUAUCUCCUCACCAACUGCAGUCUUUUCAUCUGAUUUCUUGGACUCCACUGAUUUACAGUUACACUGGGACUGAGCUCACAAAGGGAUGGAGACUGGAGACGUUCUGAAAAGAUCUGUGGUUGGUUCUGAGGAUCUGUGUGUAAACCACUGAUAGUGUAGCAUCAGCUUUUCUCAAUUGCUCCUAUAUGUGCAGGUUUGCGUGCUGUUAUUGUCACCAACACCUCUUUUAAAGCCGAAGAAGAAUGUAGAGAGAGGUUUUUUUUUUUCACCUGUAUAUUUAGACAGUGAACUUCUGCUUUUCAUAUUUUGAAGCAGUCUUUGAAACUGCUGGCCUAUAUUGAAUGUUAGAAUGUUUUUUUAGAUUCUGAAAAGUAUAAUUUCUUACCUAAGACAGAACAUAUUUUAAAUGUAUCAUAUUUUGGGGAAAGUAAGGAUUACAAGUACAAUCAUAAUGCUUUUGCUAUUUGCGUUGUCCAGAAACUCUGUAGUUAUAGAGUUAAAGGGAUAGUAAGUUCAAAAAGUGUUGUUCUCAUUCCAAACUUGUAUCUCUUUCUUUCUGAAUUCAAAAGAUGAUGGUUUGAAUCUUGUUCAGCUGUUUGUUUUUUUGCCAUAAAAAGUCAUUGGGAUCCAAAACUUUCAAGCUCCAAAAAAGACAUAAAGGUAGCAUAAAAUUAAUCCAUAUGACUUGACUGGUAUAUUCAAAGCUUUCUGAAGCUGCACCAUUACUUUCUAUGAUAAACAGAUCUUUAUUAACUCUCAAACCAUACCAAAACAUUAAUCAGUGCAUACAGAGACCAAGUUAAAUUUGGUUUCAAGAACUUUUCCAUUUUCUUUUUAUUUAUUUUUCAGUAACAUGGUUCACUCAGAUAUGUCACAAUACAAAAGACUUGCAUUUAAUCACAACUUUAAAUGUCAAACCUCACUGAAUGUUGCAUGUCAUGUGCCCAAUCAAUCAAAAGCUGCAUAUUAUACAAAAUGAUUCAUAUGGAUUCAUUUCAUGCUACCUUUAUGUCCGUUUUGGAGCUUGAAAGUUUUGGACCCCAUUAACUUGAUGGUAUUAACAAAAACCAGCUGAAACGUUCUAUAAAAUACCAUCUUUUGUGUUCUGUUGAAGAAAAAAGCCAUAUGAGUUUGGAACAACAUAAUGACAUACUUAUUAUUUUAACUACAGAGUUUGCAAAUGUCAGACUUUUGUGAUGGAAACAUCGUGCCAUGGUAAUUGUUACAAAUGUGAUGUCACCUUCAUUGAAGGAACCUGUUUAAUGGAUCAUUCACAUUCAACUGCCAUAGUCAAUGAGCUGUUAACUGUUGCAUUAGGGUACUCGAAAUUGUGGCAGCUAAAUAAUAACAUUCAAUUUCUAAACAUUCGAAAUCAUCCAGUGCAUAGACUGGGAAAGGUCAGAGCGAGGUUGUUUACCAAACCCAGCAUGGGGCCAAAGAGAGGGAGGGAGAGAGGCACACAAACGCCCGACUAGGGGCCAUUAUUAUCCCUAUCAAAAGAGUAGAGAUAGAGUGGACAAGGGAUCAGCUCUUACAGUCCGGACUGCCACUGUGGUGUGUCUUGACCAGGGAAACAACACUAAACAGGACCAGUGAAAUUUUCAUAUUCAGAUCAGAAUGACAUCAGAGAGCAGCUGCAUUUUGAUUUGGUCAGGCUCUUUCCUGCAGUACAGAUGAUGUGUGGUUUUUUUUUUUGGAUGUAAAUGAACUGAAAUUGACUGUAUUUCACAGAAUUUGAGCGUCUUUCUUCAUAACCACUGAAGUACAGGUAGCUGGCAGGUAAUUUGCCUUUGUUAAUGUACCUAAGCCUCAUCUUCUCAGUUAUUUGUAAGAAUAAUUUAGUUUUUUUUUUUUCUAUGAAAUGUGACAAUGUAGCGUCAUCUGCUGGAACAGUUUGAAACAGACGGCUGAAUGAUUUUCUUAUCACCACUCCCCUUCAGAUGGAUCACUACGAAAUGUUUUUCUUCAGUGUUUGGCAAAUGUAAUAGCAGAUUUCUCUUUAGACACUCUGUGAAAAUAUGCCAAACAUGCCAAAUAGUGCACUUACUUGACCUUGGACUGAACUUACUGACAAUCAGUUGCUUAUCCAAACAUGUUGUCAAAAUGAAAGAAUGUAUUUCUAUAUUUAGAAAUGUAAUUUCUAAAGGGAUAUCAUAGAUCUGUCUCUAUCAGAGACCCAAAGCUUUUAAUUUUGUAAACGUACCAUUUUACUGCAUUUAUGUAGUUUUCACACACAUUUUUUAUUAUCACACAUUUUAUGGCUCUACAUGUAUUUUUUUUAGAGUGAAAAAAGACCCACGGUGUAGUAAAAUCCUAUCAUAAGACCUUAAAUGAACAUCUAAAGACGAUUAGGGUUUGUGUAUCUUUUUUCAAUAUGUCCAUCAGAGUAAUUGCUCUGUUAUGAAGAGGAAAAGAGAAAUAUAUGAAAUCUUACUGACCCUUUGAAGUGCGAUGUAGGUUGUAUGCCUCAGAUUUUGCACAGUGUAUAUAUUUUACAAUAUACAUUUUAUAUAAAUGUAUUUGUGCAACUGUAAAUAAUGUUUUGAGGUUAUCUUUGUACAUAUCUUUGUGUAUAUACAGCCUUUUAUCAUUAAAAUGUUUCUGUAUUUGAAACUACUUGUUUGGCCUUCCAAAGGACAGAACCAUGUUCUGGCCCCACAUAACCUUUAUUUAGCAAAGCUAACAACACAAUAAAUAGACUUAACAUUUGACAGUUUACCAAAGAUAAAAAUGUUUAACCAAACGUAACCAACAGAACUAGAUAGAAUUGAUUUUAACCAGCUGAAGAACUCGUACUCUACUACAUGCAAACAGAAUCAGGCAUUUGUUAAAGUACUGACUGGGUUUCUGCAGAUUUUAUAAAGGUAAAUGUUACACUUUUUAAGACCCAGUAAAGGAACUUUUAAGGAAUAAAUUGAAGGCAACACAAUGUUUUCAAAAUGUAAAUGUCUAAGUAGGAAAGAAUGGCUUGUAUUAUGCUGGGGGGACACCAAAAGAUUUUUUAAAAUCUUAUAAGAUCUUCAAAAUGUGAAAGACCACCAUGACAAAAAUUACCAAAAAUAUAGUGUGUGGUGUCCUUGGGGUUCCCCCGUUCUUCUGAGCAGAUUCAGUCACUCUUAACACACCUCACACCACAGGAAAAUCUGAUAAGAUAAUCUUUAGAACCACCAAGAUAAUCGGAUUGUCGGAAGGGGAGAAAUCGGCCCAAAAUCAGCGCGAUUAUCUUGUGUGUACCCAGAUUUAGUAAUACUUCAAAAUUCGAAAGUACAGCUUUCAACUAACCUCCAUUACUUUUUAAUUUAUUUUACAAAAUAAAUAAAUAAAUACAGCUUAAGGUUUGAAUAGCUCUGCUCCCAACCACUAGAAUGUGGAAAUUACUUUACUGUACCUUUUGAUCACACCACAAAAAAAAAUUAAAAAAAAUGGAAAUGGUUCUUUGGAAAUGUCUAAACAUCCUUAAAUCAAGAUGCAUUUACUUGACAAGCAAGUCUGAAGAUGAUUAGAAGUCAAAUUUGGUGAAAAUCGGGCCAGUGGUUUGGGAGGAGAAGCAGGUUUUCAAAGAAAAUCAAAAUGGCAGACUGGACACUUGUGGUGUAAUUAGUAUCGAUGGUAUCAAUAUUCUCGGCAUGAUCCAAGGAAAUAUAUCAAGACCAGUCUCAUGACAAAAAUAAUCAAAAGCUAUUAGUAUUUUUUGACCACACGGUGGUGCUGCCCUGAGACUUUUUGAGUACCAUCAGGGCAUGGUACCAAAGACAAAUACAGAGUUUCACAACAACAUGAUAAUGCCUUCGUAAAAUAUAGCAAAGCUAAAGUCAAAAUGGCCAACAAUGGGAAAAUUGGGUAUCAAUCAAUUUGGUAAGCUGCACCAAAUCUAAAGAGAUAGUUGUGGUCUUGAUUUUUGACCUAACUGUUCAGACGUUUUAAGCAAAAAUAUCAAUUUUUUCACAUCACCUGACAACUAGGUGGCACUGUGCCACAACUGUGCAUGUACCCUCAGGUCAUGGUUGUCAUACACACGGAGUUUGGUCUGAAUAUAAAAAAGCGUUGCAUAGAUAUAGCCUUUCGUCCAUUUUUGUGCUUUUUGUUGAAUUCAUUCAUUCAUUGCUUGUUAUUCAAGGCUAAUCAACUUGAAUUCCAUGUUGUUGUUUUGUCAGCAUUGUCUGAACAUGAUCUGGUUCAAUUGUUUAUGUAAAUCAGACUAAUGGUCUAGGAGGAAUUUGAAAAAGUAGGUUUUACAGAAAACUCAAAAUGUCAUGCGCUAGAGGAAUUGCGUUAAAGACUAAAUCUGCUGUGGUUAAUGCUCAGACUGUCCUCUAUACAUGUGCCAAAAUUCACAACUUUUUACCAUACGGUUCUAUGUGCUGCCAUAGACUCAAGAGCGAGAAGACGACGACUAAAGGAUACAAUCGGUAUCUACAGACCUUCAGUGCUUGGCCCCUAAAUAUCUGCAAAUAGGCUCUGAAAAAUCAGCUUAAUUAAACCACAUCUUUGCAGAUAUUUAUUAUUGUUGUAAGCAUAAACUCACUUAAUUGUUUUCAGUUUUUCCAAGACUUAAUUUUACAUAUGCAUUUCAAAACCUCUUAAAACCUCAGAAACCCUAAAUGCAUCUUGAUUCCAUUUUUUAUAAUCCUGUACAACCUGAAAGUGUUCAGUGCUUUAGCAAAUAUUCAACCCAAAAUUCAAAUUUGUCAUUGAAUGUUCUUUAAGUUCAAAUCAGAAGACUGAAAUCUCACGGAAGAUUCAUACGUCUUACAUUUUCCUUUCGGUAUGGAUAGUUCUGGAGGUAAAUUUUGAGGCAAACCGAAACGUUGGCUUAGUCCCCGCAAAGAGCGAACCGUGAGAUAUCGCCAUCGUAUCUUUUAAGAAAGGGUAAUUCCAUGGGGACUGUCCCUGUAAAACGUUCAGGAUGACACCGGCUGAAACUUUUCAGUUUCAGUUCCAUCAACCUUUUCAGUUUAGUUCACAUUACGGGAUUCAGAAAUUCCACUCCUCAGAGCUUUUUGCAUGUUUUUAUGUGACUCCGACAUUUUGGACACUUGUGAACGACGUCUUUGCAUCUAUCCAUGCAGAACGGGAUGGCACAGCAGCCAGCUAUACAAC